This is a messenger RNA of Charadrius vociferus (killdeer), 1143 nucleotides long. RefSeq names its product partitioning defective 6 homolog alpha-like. The coding region runs from base 1 to 1143 and encodes 380 amino acids. Gene Ontology annotation, cellular component: nucleus; cell cortex; apical plasma membrane. Gene Ontology annotation, molecular function: protein kinase C binding. The transcript has 3 exons. The record is from RefSeq and is a predicted model, not a curated record. Gene Ontology annotation, biological process: centrosome cycle; regulation of cellular localization; establishment or maintenance of cell polarity. NCBI's taxonomy places the organism in Eukaryota, Metazoa, Chordata, Aves, Charadriiformes, Charadriidae.
AUGCCAAACCUCGGCAGCCCACCUCUGAGUGAGGGGGUGCUGAGCCCCCCAGAGUGCCAGGCACUCCCUGCCCUCACCCGAGCCAGCAAAGAACUGGUGGCUCUGAAGUUGGUGGACACGUCUGGACGUUUGUUUGAUGCCGAAUUUCGCCGCUUCGCCAUGAAGCGCUCUGGUGCGGGCAGCUUCCAGGACUUCUACUGCCUGCUGCAGACGGUGCACCAGAUCCCACGGGUGGACGUGCUCCUGGGUUACACGGAUGUCCACGGUGACCUCCUGCCCAUCAACAACGAUGACAAUUACCACAAAGCCGUGUCCUCCGCCAACCCCCUCCUCAGGGUCAUCAUCCAGAAGAAGGCAGAGUCCGAUGCCGGUGUCUUUGCCUCGAACUCCUUGCAGCGGAAGAAGAAGGGGCUGCUGCGCCCCGCGCACUACCGGGCCAAGCCUCACCUCCUCAUCGGCAUGCCCCAGGACUUCCGCCAGAUCUCCUCCAUCAUCGAUGUGGACAUCCUGCCUGAGACCCACCGCCGCGUGCGGCUCCACAAGCACGGCUCUGACAAGCCGCUGGGUUUCUACAUCCGUGAUGGUGUCAGCGUGCGCGUGGCCCCACAGGGCGUCGAGAAGGUGCCUGGUAUCUUCAUCUCCCGCCUGGUGAAGGGUGGUUUGGCCGAGAGCACAGGGCUGCUGGCGGUGAGCGAUGAGAUCCUGGAGGUCAAUGGCAUUGACGUGGCCGGCAAGUCCCUGGACCAGGUGACGGACAUGAUGGUGGCCAACAGCCACAACCUCAUCAUCACCGUCAAGCCGGCCAACCAGCGCAACAACGUCAUCCGCAGCAGCAAGGCCUCAGGCAGCUCGGGCAUGUCUACGGACAGCACCCCCAGCCAGCAGACCCCCAGCCCGGCCUCGCAGUACCUGAGCAACUACAGCACGGCUGAGAGCGACGAGGAGGGGGACCUGGUCAUCGAGAGCGACAGCGCGCCCCAUUACAUCCCCGGGGGCUGCCCCAAUGGGGGCCCUGCAGAUGGACCCCUCCAGCGGAGCCUGUCCCCACACAGCUCGCGGGGCUCCCUGCAGUCCCUGGGGAGCCAUGACGGCAGCCCCGGCCGGGGCAGCGGGCAAGAGGACGGCACCCUCCUCACCCUAUAG